This is a messenger RNA of Psilocybe cubensis, 606 nucleotides long. RefSeq lists its product as uncharacterized. The transcript is spliced from 2 exons. Lineage: Eukaryota; Fungi; Basidiomycota; Agaricomycetes; Agaricales; Agrocybaceae. Bases 1 to 606 code for a protein of 201 amino acids. The record is from RefSeq and is a predicted model, not a curated record.
AUGUCUGAGAUUGCGAACAACGAGGUUGAAGUCAUAGACUUGACCGGUCUGUCAGAUUCUUCGGAAUCCGAUAGAGGCGAUGAUAUUGAAGGGGGAGUUACGGAAAAGGAGGAAAGCGACACUGAAUCCAGCUCUGACGCGUCCGAGAUAGAAAUCACAUUGAACGAAGAGACAAGGGCCCAACUGCAGACUGCGAUUGCCACUGUGUCAGAGAGGCGUCUUCGGCAGCUAUUGAAGCUUUUGGUUGAGUCGGACGUCAUGAUUGAAGCUACACUUACCAGAGAGCUCGUCACGCUGAGGAGAGGAACACAGGAUGUGGUGCCACGUUGGGAGACUUGCGCUCAUUGCGAUGCCGAGUUUGAUAUCAAUACUUUACGAGAAGAUGGCGAAUGUGUGUUCCAUCCAGGUGAACUCGUCGUUUCUGAAGUAGGCUCUGCAGACUGGGAUACCGAUUGCCAUGGGCCGAUCGAUACCCUUGAGAAUCGAAGAAAAUUCCCUGAAAAUUUCACCUGGACUUGUUGUCAAGCAAAUGGAUCCGAAUAUGGUUGUUUGCAUGACCGCCACAAGCCUUUGGUCACCAGGAAGAGGAAGCGCAUUGAGGAUUGA